AUGAACCUCCUAACCCUCCUCCUCACCACCCUCUCCCUCCUCCCCACGCCCUCCUACACCCAAGAAUCCUCCUCCUCAUCCUCCUCUGAUGACUCCUCCCAAUCCACCUCCUCCUUCACCGUGACCGCCUACCGCUCCGACUCCCCCAUCAACAACCUCCCACUAACCAUCUUCUCCGGCCGCUUCUACCUCGGCGGCCGCACCUCCUCCUACUGUCCUCCAGGUGUAGCCUCCGAGGGCGAAUGUCCCCCAGGAAACGAAACCAUUAUCGUUGGUGGGAAUGGCCUAAUUCGCGAUGUGUCGUGGGAAACCCUGCGGGCUUUAUCACAGGUGAACCGCCAGUGGAACCGGAUUACGGCGCCGAGUCUCUAUAAAGAUCUUACUCUCCGCCUGAAGCCGAACGAGCCACCUCACAGUGUGCUUCAGCUGCUAGACGCCACUCUCGUCUUGCCGCAUAUCAGAUAUCUCACCCUCGUGGAUCCCACCACCUCGGACCUAGGUGAUAUCAACGUAGGGAGGUAUCUCAAUGAGACGCGCCCCGAGAAUAUCGAUGUCCCUCCCAUACUGCGCGCGUACAAAGGGGAUUGGGACCCGAUUAUCUCCCUCCUCCAACGGUUGGUGUGUCUGAAGCGGCUUCAUCUUUUACUGUACCCAUCAUACCCGCCGGCACUGCUGGAUACCCUAGCGGAGACUCAUCCAGACUGUCACGUUUCGGUGUUCUCCGCCAGCCCCGAUACCUACCGAGCGGAUAUCACGCGAAAUAAAUGGAUCCGCUCUCCCGUGGUGAAGGCCGCUUGGAUCGUCUACUAUGAACAUCCCAAUGGCCGCUUCUACACCGAGCAUCCGGAUCGCUUUCUGCGGAACAUUCUCCGUCAAGCGCCGGGGAUCAAGCGUCUGACGUUGCAGAUCAGCGCCACGCCGGGCCCCAGCUCCUGUCAGCGGUACACCAAGUGGCUGCAGGCGCAGCCGUCGGAGGACGAGAUCAAUACCCAUCCACGCGCGCAACUGGAAAUGCUUUCAUUCCCAUUGAUAAGCAAGAUGACCGCGCAGAACCUGCAGGCCUGGUCCCGGGUUACCGAUCUGGGAUAUCUCACCGCGUUGACCGCCGGCGCCAUCGAGGACAUCGCCCUAUUAACAACCAUCGCCGAACUGCAGCCCUUCCGGGCCCUAAAGCGACUAACCCUCGCCCUGAACUCCCCAGAAACCUCUCCCACCUGGCUCUCGGCAGUCAAAGCCAUGUUCAACGCCCUCCCGCCCCUGAUCUAUCUCUGCCUGCUGGGGUCCUACCACCCGGAAUGGCUCCCCACCGCUAUCCUGGACCGCCACGGCCCAACGCUAACCGAGCUGCAGCUGCACAGGCCCCGACCCUGGUUCCAGAACUACGAGUCCUACCGACUCGCGCGGAAGGGGCAAAUUGCUCCGAUCUUCCCUGCGGACGUGAUCGCCAACAUGGCGGCCCGCUGCCCUGUCCUACAGACGCUGCGGAUCACCGUGCAACGAUACCGGGGCCACUCAACCGAGACGGCCGCUUACGACGCCCUAGGCCGUUUUCCAGCCCUCCACACACUGGACCUUCACCUCAACUGCCUGCCCGUGAUGGUCUCAGGCUAUGAGACCCCGUUCCCCCCACGGGAGCUCACUGCGUACGAGUGCCAGACGAUCCAAACCUGGCAGGGCAGCCUUCCCAAGUGGACGGUUCGGGACACCGCUAUCAACAGUGCGUUCGACGAAACGCUAGCUACAGCGAUCUUCACGCGCAUCUGGGCCCAGAAAACGGGGAGUUCCCUCCGAGUGCUCCGACUGCACCCCCUCUCGGGUCAGGCUGGGCAGUAUCAGGGAUCCACGGGCAUCACGGCCCAUGCGCUGCUCGGAGAUGGGGAUUACCACCAGGAGAUGGGUGGCGCGUGGCAGGUCGAGUGGGAUGGGGCCAACGGGAUACGGGUGGAGAACCGGUUCAAGCCGAAACGCAAACGGGGCCAGACGAUGCGGAGUAUGGAUUUGGAGAUCUUCGAGUCUAUUUGGCCGUCGGGUCGAGAAGAAAAGACCUGGCCUAUGGAAUGGCGUAGCUGGCCGUUGCAGUGAGGGUUGCUGAGUUGC
Aspergillus welwitschiae is the source of this 2097-nucleotide messenger RNA. RefSeq names its product putative IgE-binding protein. Lineage: Eukaryota; Fungi; Ascomycota; Eurotiomycetes; Eurotiales; Aspergillaceae. The record is from RefSeq and is a predicted model, not a curated record. The coding region runs from base 1 to 2082 and encodes 693 amino acids. The transcript is spliced from 2 exons.